Molecule: messenger RNA, 948 nt
Organism: Dipodomys ordii (Ord's kangaroo rat)
Lineage: Eukaryota; Metazoa; Chordata; Mammalia; Rodentia; Heteromyidae
Product: olfactory receptor 2V2
Exons: 1
Coding region: 1-948 (315 amino acids)
Biological process (GO): G protein-coupled receptor signaling pathway
Cellular component (GO): membrane
Molecular function (GO): olfactory receptor activity; G protein-coupled receptor activity
Source: RefSeq, a predicted model, not a curated record
AUGGAGACAUGGUGGAACCAGUCCUCUACAGAUGAUUUUAUCCUCUUGGGAAUCUUCUCCCACAGCCCCACUGAUAUUAUCCUUUUCUCUGUGGUCAUGGUAGUCUUCACAGUGGCCCUCUGGGGGAAUAUUCUCCUCAUCUUCCUCAUCUACAUUGACCCUCGACUUCAUACCCCCAUGUACUUCUUCCUCAGUCAGCUCUCCCUCAUGGACCUCAUGUUGGUCUGCACCAAUGUGCCAAAGAUGGCGGUCAACUUCCUGUCUGGCAGGAAGUCCAUCUCCUUUGUGGGCUGUGGCAUCCAAAUUGGCCUGUUUGUGUGCGUCGGGGGAUCUGAGGGUCUCUUGCUGGGACUCAUGGCUUUUGAUCGUUAUGUGGCCAUUAGCUAUCCCCUUCAUGAUCCCAUCCUCAUGAAUCAGAAGGUGUGUCUGCAGAUAGUUGGGAGCUCCUGGGCUUUUGGAGUCAUAGAUGGCUUGGUCCAAAUGGCGGUAGUAAUGACCUUUCCCUACUGUGGAGUGAGGGUGGUAAACCACUUCUUCUGUGAGAUGCUCUCCUUGUUGAAGCUGGCCUGUGUGGACACAUCCCUGUUUGAGAAGGUGAUAUUCGUUUGCUGCAUCUUCAUGCUGCUCCUUCCCUUCUCCAUCAUCGUGGCCUCCUAUGCUCGCAUCCUGGGGGCUGUGCUCCGCAUGAACUCUGCUCAGUCCCGCAAGAAGGCCCUGGCCACCUGCUCCUCCCACCUGACCGCCGUCUCCUUCUUCUAUGGGGCAGCCAUGUUUAUCUACUUAAGGCCCAGGCGAUACCGAGCUCCUAGCCAUGACAAGGUGGUCUCUAUCUUCUACACGGUCCUUACUCCUAUGCUCAACCCCCUCAUUUAUAGCUUAAGAAACCGGGAGGUGAUGGGGGCGCUGAGGAAGGGGUUGGAUCGCUGCAGGAUUGGCAGCCAGCACUGA